Molecule: messenger RNA, 3680 nt
Organism: Phycodurus eques (leafy seadragon)
Lineage: Eukaryota; Metazoa; Chordata; Actinopteri; Syngnathiformes; Syngnathidae
Gene: cdh8
Product: cadherin 8
Exons: 11
Coding region: 1-2376 (791 amino acids)
Biological process (GO): synaptic transmission, glutamatergic; cell-cell junction assembly; calcium-dependent cell-cell adhesion
Cellular component (GO): axon terminus; catenin complex; synaptic cleft
Molecular function (GO): cadherin binding; calcium ion binding
Source: RefSeq, a predicted model, not a curated record
AUGUGGAGGAGGUUCGAGGAGAUGCCGAAGGAUGUGCGCAUGUCCUUGCUGCUGGUGUGGAUUACUUUGCUUCCCUGCAUGUCAAUGAUCCCCCUCGGAGCCGCUGAUACUGCAGCCGGUCCCGACGAAGGACAGCGACUGCUGAGCCGAGCCAAGAGAGGAUGGGUUUGGAACCAAAUGUUUGUGCUGGAGGAAUUUUCUGGACCCGACCCAAUCCUGGUUGGCAGGCUCCACACGGACUUGGAUGUCGGUGGCAAGCGCAUUAAGUACGUGCUGGCCGGCGAGGGGGCCGGCACCAUUUUCGCCAUCAAUGAGCUGACGGGCGACAUCCAUGCCAUGAAGAGGCUAGACCGCGAGGAGAAGGCCGAGUACACCCUCACGGCUCAGGUCAUUAACGCCGACACUGACGAGCCGCUGGAGCCGCCGUCCGAGUUCAUCAUCAAAGUGCAAGAUAUCAACGACAAUCCACCGCAGUUCAUCGAGGGUCCUUAUCGGGCGGCCGUUGCCGAGAUGUCGGCGGUCGGUACCCCUGUGACCCGAGUGACCGCAACCGAUGCCGAUGACCCAGUGUACGGCAACAGUGCCAAGCUGGUCUACAGCAUCCUGGAGGGACAGCCCUACUUCUCUGUGGACCCCAACUCAGCCACAAUCAAAAUUGCCCUCCACGGGAUGGACCGAGAGAUGCGGGAGGAGUACCUGGUGGUCAUCCAGGCCAAGGACAUGGGCGGUCACAUGGGUGGGUUGUCAGGGACCACCACUGUCACCAUUAUGCUCACCGACAUCAACGACAACCCACCCAAGUUUUCAAAAAAUUUGUAUGAGUUUGUGAUCCCCGAAAACCUGCCCGUUGGGCAGAUGGGAGGCAAGGUAAAGGCCAACGACCGGGACUUCGGCGACAACGCCAAAUCCACGUACAACAUCAUCGAGGGGGACGAGCAAAGCGUGUUUGAGAUCAUCACUGACCCGCAAACGCAAGAAGGGAUUCUGCGACUCAAAAAGGCAUUAGACUUUGAAAGCAGGAGGUCGUACACGCUCAAAGUGGAGGCCACCAAUGUGCAGUCAGACCCUGGUGGCAGCGUUGGGGGGCCUUUCAAGGACACUGCCACGGUCAAGAUCGUCGUGGAGGACGCUGACGAGCCGCCCAUGUUCUCCAAGUCCGUCUACACGCUAGAGGUCAAUGAGAACGCACCCGUCAACACAGUCAUCGGCACAGUCGGUGCCAGGGACCCAGACUCCAGCGGGAGUCAAGUCAGGUACUUUAUCGACCGGCACACGGACCUGGAGAGGCAGUUUAACAUCAACGUGGAUGAUGGCAAGAUCACGCUGGCCAAACCGCUGGACCGGGAGACAGACAUGUGGCACAACAUCACCGUCACUGCCACCGAAGUCCGUAACCACAGUCAGAUCUCCCGGGCGGUGGUGGCGAUCCGGGUCAUGGACAUAAACGACAACGCCCCAGAGUUCGCCAACGAAUAUGAAGCCUUUUUGUGUGAAAAUGGAAAACCCGGACAGGUGAUCCAAACAGUCAGCGCUGUGGACAGAGACGACCCGAUCCAGGGCCAUUACUUUGAGUACCGCCUGGUGCCCGAGAUGCUCAACAAUCCCAACUUCACCAUUAAGAACAACCAAGACAACUCCAUUAGUGUCCUGGCCAAGCAUGACACAUUCCGGCGGCAGAAGCAGGAGAUGUACUUCCUUCCUAUCGUGGUGACGGACAACGGCAACCCACCCAUGAGCAGCACCAACACCCUGACAAUUCGGGUGUGCGGAUGCAGCAAGGACGGUAUCGUGCAGUCCUGCAACGUAGAGGCCUAUGUCCUGCCCAUCGGCCUUAGCAUGGGUGCGCUAAUUGCCAUCUUGGCCUGUAUCAUCCUGCUUUUAGUAAUAGUGGUGCUUUUUGUGACAUUACGGCGACACAAGAAUGAGCCGCUCAUCAUCAAGGACGACGAGGAUGUGCGCGAGAACAUCAUCCGCUACGAUGACGAGGGCGGUGGCGAAGAGGACACGGAGGCCUUUGACAUCGCCACACUGCAGAACCCGGAUGGCAUCAAUGGCUACCUGCCACGCAAGGACAUCAAGCCUGACCUGCAGUUCAUGCCGCGCGCCGGCCACCACUCGGGCCCCAACGGCGUGGACGUGGACGAGUUCAUCAACGUGCGACUGCAUGAGGCUGACAACGACCCCACAGCACCGCCAUACGACUCCAUCCAGAUCUACGGCUAUGAGGGCCGGGGAUCGGUUGCCGGCUCACUCAGCUCUCUGGAGACCACGUCUUCUGACUCGGACCAGAACUAUGACUACCUCAGGGAGUGGGGCCCUCGCUUCAGGAGACUUGGGGAACUCUACUCAGUGGGCGAGAGUGACCGGGAGACCUGACCUGAAAAAACAAAACAAGACUUUCUGAAUUUUCUUUUUUCUUCUGUCCACGUGUGUAUUAAGCGCUAGAGCUCUAUCAGCUUUUAGAAACAGAAAAUAAGAAAAAAAAAAACAGGCCACUUUUUUGUAUUCUUCCUAGAGUCAAGGUAUAGCAGUCAUCUACAUCGUAAUCGUUGAGCCGAAACCAACCGUCUUUUAACUAGGAGAUUCUUGUGGAGUGUAAAAACGUUAGAUUCCGUUGUGGAGUGUCUAGCAGUGUUUUGGGUGUUCGUCAUUGGCUGUGACUUCCAGUAGCAGAGAGCUGGUAGGCCCUGUCCAGUCAGAGAAUCCUGAACGGACUUUAAAGCAAUACGUGGUCUACCUUACAACAAUGAAUGUAUGCGAGGAUUUGAACAAAAAAAAAGACAAACAAGGGCGUUGGCCUUGAUAAAAAGUGACUUUAUCAUUUGAUAUGUUCUCUCUCUCUGGUGGCCACAUUUAUAAACUGCGCUUUAUACAACUCUUUGUAUUUACACGCUACAGGUGGCCACAUCGCCAUCGUGCUAGCCUAUGAAAGAAAUCGAGAAGACAACAACAAAAAUGUAGAAACUCUGAGGCCUUCUUUUUACAGAAGCAAGUUAAAUUGUAACCUAAUGUUUGUUUUUUUGGGGGGUUUAUUCUUCAUUACUUUUCAAGGGUUUUUGUACAUCUUUUCCUUUCCAUGCUCACAACUCCACAAGUGGGCUUACCCCAAGAUGUAGACAAGCUGUGGCGUUAGCGUCUUUCUGCUACGUGCUAAGACCACUAUCUCACUGGUCUGGAGACUAGUUGGCGACCUGAUGGCAACUUGAGUCUCCGCUGGUUGUGGAGACAUCUUCGUGACGUAGCCCUGGAGUCUCUUGGAGAAAAGCCGGGUUGCCAGGAAGUUGUGGUGCAUUAGAAAUCUUUUGGCGACUCCUCUAUAUGCUCACUCUUGAGAAAAACCUUAAUGUGGCUUAAUGUAAGAAACCUGCUAUCAAUCAUUACCAAAAUGUAUGUGGACAUUUCUACUUAUGGCUACUUCAACCUCUGAAAAUAUCACGAUUGCCUCAAUACUUUGGAUUUAAUGGACGUUGAGUUUUCCUCUUAUAUAGAAAAAGCUUAACAUGGCUUAAUGUCACAAAACUGCUAGCAAUCGUCACCCAAAUUUAUAUGGACAUCUCUACCUAUGCCCACUUUAACCAUUGAAAAUAUCCAUCACCCCAAUAUUUUGGAUUUUAUGGACGUUAAGCCUCAUGUUGUGUUCAUUUCCUGUUCAACAAGUUUGUGUUCCCGGUCUGAAAUUA